AAAAAUUUCGCAAAAUUUUUCGGGAACUAAACAAGGCCUAACCUUAAGCCACUCCUAUAUUAUAGUAUAACUACUCCCAGUAAAUAAACCAGUAAACCGCCACCGCGCUCGCAAGAUAAAUACGCACUCCGAGGCCGCGCACACACGCAGCCCGAAACGCGAGCACAAUCAACACCACCAUUACCACCGCAGCACCAGCACCACCGUUCGUUCGCAAUGGCAGCUCGUCUAGCCUGAGCUGCAAGGUCUAGACGCGCGCAUUGGCGCCGCCCGCGGCGUGGCCUGCCUGCCGCCGGUCGCCGGCACCCCAUUAUCGCGUUGGGCUGGCGGAAUAGGAGUAUAUAGCUUAGCCAGCUGCCCAGCUCGCUGCGCCAUCAGGGAAAGCCAAAAACGCGGCGUCCCCGCGAAUGGCGGGCCGCCGUCUGGUGACGCUGCCGCCGCCGAUGCUGAUGCUGAUGCUGGCGGCCGCGUUCCUGGCCGCCGGCGCAGCAGGCAGCAAGCCCUCGGCCAAGUUCGAGCUCAUCCACCGGGACGAGGCGCCCUGGGACGAGGUGGCGCGCAUGGACCAGGAGCGCACGGCGUUCAUCUGCUCGCACGCGCGUCGCCGCGCGACGGAGGCGGGCGAUGCCAAGCACAAGGCGAAGGCGAAGGCCAAGGGCGCGCCGGCAGCGGACGAGGCCUUCGCGAUGCCGCUCUCGUCGGGCGCCUACACGGGGACCGGCCAGUACUUCGUGCGCUUCCGCGUGGGCACGCCCGCGCGCCCGUUCCUGCUCGUGGCCGACACCGGCAGCGACCUGACCUGGGUCAAGUGCCACCGCCACGACCACGACGCGCCCGCCCCGGGCUACGGGUACGCCGCCCCAGCGUCGAACGACUCCUCCACCUCAUCGCUCUCGGCGGCGGCGGCAUCCUCCUCCUCCCACGCGCGCGUGUUCCGGCCGGACAGGUCCCGGACGUGGGCGCCCAUCCCGUGCUCCUCCGACACCUGCACGGCGUCGCUGCCCUUCUCGCUCGCCGCCUGCCCCACCCCCGGCAGCCCCUGCGCCUACGACUACCGGUACAAGGACGGGUCGGCGGCGCGCGGCACGGUGGGCACUGACUCGGCGACCAUCGCGCUGUCGGGGCGGGGCGCCAAGAAGAAGCAGCGGCAAGCCAAGCUGCGGGGCGUCGUGCUGGGCUGCACCACGUCCUACACCGGCGACAGCUUCCUCGCCUCCGACGGGGUGCUCAGCCUCGGGUACAGCAACAUCUCCUUCGCGUCCCGCGCCGCGGCGCGCUUCGGCGGCCGCUUCUCCUACUGCCUCGUCGACCACCUGGCCCCGCGGAACGCCACCAGCUACCUCACCUUCGGGCCCAACCCGGCCGUGUCGUCCUCGCCACCCUCCAAGACGGCAUGCGCCGGGGGCGGCUCGCCGGCGGCGGCACCGCCCGGGCCCGGCGGCGCGCGGCAGACCCCGCUGCUGCUCGAUCACCGGAUGCGCCCGUUCUACGCGGUCACCGUCAACGGCAUCUCCGUCGACGGGGAGCUCCUCAGGAUCCCGCGCCUCGUCUGGGACGUCGCGAAGGGCGGCGGCGCCAUCCUCGACUCCGGGACGAGCCUGACGGUGCUCGUGAGCCCGGCGUACCGCGCCGUGGUCGCGGCGCUGAACAAGAAGCUGGCCGGGCUGCCCAGGGUGACCAUGGACCCGUUCGACUACUGCUACAACUGGACGUCGCCGUCCACGGGCGAGGACCUCACCGUGGCCAUGCCGGAGCUGGCCGUGCACUUCGCGGGGUCGGCGCGGCUGCAGCCGCCGGCGAAGAGCUACGUCAUUGACGCGGCGCCCGGCGUCAAGUGCAUCGGCCUGCAGGAGGGCGAGUGGCCCGGGGUGUCCGUCAUCGGCAACAUCCUGCAGCAGGAGCACCUCUGGGAGUUCGAUCUCAAGAACCGACGGCUAAGAUUCAAGCGGUCCCGGUGCACGCAAUGAUUGGACCGCGGUCUUCCAAUCGUUCCUCCCUCCACUUCUUCAUUUUUUACCCCUUGGUGGUGGUGAUCUUGCUGAUUCUUUUUUUCUUCUUUACCCAUGUUCAGAUACUAAUGCAAUGAGAAAAUGUACCUUCUUGCAAUGCAAAGUGAUAAGUUGUAAUCAGUUUUCCUUUAGUUUUCCCACUCUCUGGUUCCUCUAAUUCUAGUGAAUAUAUUCAUCCCGAGUUCACUGCU
Messenger RNA from Sorghum bicolor (sorghum), 2200 nucleotides. RefSeq names its product aspartyl protease family protein 2. The coding region runs from base 408 to 1967 and encodes 519 amino acids. NCBI's taxonomy places the organism in Eukaryota, Viridiplantae, Streptophyta, Magnoliopsida, Poales, Poaceae. The transcript has 2 exons. The record is from RefSeq and is a predicted model, not a curated record. Gene Ontology annotation, biological process: proteolysis. Gene Ontology annotation, molecular function: aspartic-type endopeptidase activity.